Hemibagrus wyckioides is the source of this 1438-nucleotide messenger RNA. RefSeq names its product meteorin like, glial cell differentiation regulator a (gene metrnla). Gene Ontology annotation, molecular function: hormone activity. The transcript has 4 exons. Bases 296 to 1162 code for a protein of 288 amino acids. The record is from RefSeq and is a predicted model, not a curated record. NCBI's taxonomy places the organism in Eukaryota, Metazoa, Chordata, Actinopteri, Siluriformes, Bagridae. Gene Ontology annotation, biological process: positive regulation of brown fat cell differentiation; energy homeostasis.
CUGUGUGGAAUUCGAGCUGAAGUUCUCGAGCUCGGCGCGCGGACAGGCGGAGAGGCUCUCGUGCACAACGAAAUGGAGUAACGGAGAUCCACGGGAAGAGACAGACACACACACACACACACCGGACCCGGGGGAGGGUGCAUCACGGCUCUCUCUCGGUGCAUCCUAAAGCGACGCGUGGACGGAUAACCCCGGAGCGCGAUGUAGCGGAACUAAUGGCGCGUGGAUUCCUUCAGUGUCUGUGAGAACGCAGCAGAAGGCGAGUCGGCGCAGGGGGAUCAGCGGUGCGUCCGUCAUGCUGUGGCCGCUGGUGGCGCACUUCCUGUCGGCUGUCGCGCUGUGCCGCCCCGCUGCAGCGCAGUACUCCAGCGACGAGUGCAGCUGGAGGGGAAGUGGUUUGACCCAUGAAGGUCACGCCCGUGACGUGGAGCAGGUGUACCUGCGCUGCUCCCAAGGUUCUCUCGAGUGGCUUUACCCCACUGGCGCCAUCAUCGUCAACCUGCGGCCCAACAUGGCAUCUCCGGCCGCCGCCCACCUCUCGGUGUGCAUCAAACCGUCCCGCGAAUCCAGUGGCACCCAUGUCUACCUGGAGCGGAUGGGUAAACUCCGCCUACUUCUCCGCGAGGCCCAGCAGGCCGAGGGCAAAGUGCACUGCUUCGGCAUCCAGGAGGGGGCGUUGUUCAUCGAGGCCGUGCCUCAGAGAGACAUCAGCCGGAGGAUCACAGUCUUCCAGUACGAGCUGGUCAACCACCGGCCCGGAGCCGAUCCUCAGUCACUCAUAGCCCCGUGUCAACCCUGCUCUGAAGCGGAGUUGCUCCUGUCCGUCUGCACGAGUGAUUUCGUGGGGCGUGGCAGCAUCCUCGGCGUGCAGGAGGAAGAGGAGGAGGAUCAGACAUCGGUGGGCGUGACUCUCUCACGUGUGUACAGGCAGAAGAGCGAGGUGUUCACGCAGACCGGUGGACGUGUGAAGAUGUGGACAGGGAAGCUCCUAAUGCCGCUGCAGUGCGGAGUGAGACCCGGCCACGGAGACUUCCUCUUCACCGGAACCGUGCGCUUCGGCCAGGCCUGGCUUGCCUGCGCACCCAGAUACGCCGACUUCCUCAGGACAUACCAGGAAGCAGAGGCGCGGGGGACCAACCCCUGUCACGUGGACACGAACUGAGCCUCACAUCACAUCACAAAAAUACACACACAUCAGACUCUUCCCCUGAGAGCGUAAAACAAAAACAAACAAACCCAGAUGUUCUGAUUCAAAAAAUUGAAGCGAUGUAGCACGUGUGUUUAAAUGUGUUUAAAAAAAUGUGAAAACAUUGUAAUGGAAGUCUGUUGCUUUUGUAAAAAGCUUGUUUGUACAGUUCUUAAUUUUUUAUUUUAUUUUUUUUUCACACACAGUUUGUGUCUCAUGACAAAAAACAUUAAAGAAGAAGAAGAAAACAAA